Juglans regia (Persian walnut) is the source of this 3567-nucleotide messenger RNA. Its product is annotated as putative pentatricopeptide repeat-containing protein At3g23330. Bases 621 to 2894 code for a protein of 757 amino acids. Gene Ontology annotation, molecular function: RNA binding; zinc ion binding; protein binding. The transcript is spliced from 5 exons. Lineage: Eukaryota; Viridiplantae; Streptophyta; Magnoliopsida; Fagales; Juglandaceae. Gene Ontology annotation, biological process: RNA modification. The record is from RefSeq and is a predicted model, not a curated record.
UGAGUUCAUAACACAGAUUAGGAUUUCUUCCCCGACUACGACUUCCCAAUCCUAUUCUUUUUUUCUCACAUCAAUAAUCUUCACACACUACCAAUUUCCAUUAAAAAAUAAGGCCUUUUUUCUCGCUCUCUUUCCUUCACAUUCCUUUUCUCAUCCCGAUUACCCCGGUGAUUAAUGGGGUUCCCUUAGGAUUGGAUUGGAUUGGAUUGUAAGCCAAGACGGUGAAGGGGCUGAGCUUGCUGCUUGUCUUUGUUUGAUUGGGAACUGAAUCAUGGAGCAUGUGAUUGGUGGAAAGUUUAAGCUUGGGCGGAAGAUCGGUAGCGGAUGGUUUGGCGAGCUUUAUUUGGGAGUCUGUGAAGACCAAGCACCCUCAGCUUCACUAUGAGUCAAAAUUAUACAUGCUUCCUCAAGGAGGAAGUAAGUUUCCCAAUGUAGUCCUCUUGUUUAUAGUGAGUUGAUAUAGAAAGUCAGAUUUCUUAUAUGUUUAUUGUUUAUUAGUCCUCUUUUCGCCUUUUUUAUAGUGAGUUCAAAUCGACUUAUGUGGCUAUUAUCUUUUCUCUGUAUGAAGCGGGUUUUCCGCAUUUGUUGACCAAAACCCAUGUCCAAGACCCGUCUUAUCAAUGUCUUCCCCCAAAACCCUGCUCAGCACCCUCCUCAGAAAUCCCACAACGAUCAGAACCAAGUCCCAGGCAAAACAGCUUCACGCCCAUAUCCUCACAACCAAAGGCACAUGUUCCACUCACUUGUCUGUCCUCUUAUCGGUAUACUCAAACCUUAAUCUCUUGCAUGAGUUACUGCUGGUCUUCAACACCAUUCAUUCCCCUCCCGCUCUUGCUUGGAAGUCACUCAUCAAAUGUUACACUUUCCAUGGCUUUUUUCACAAAUCCUUGGCUUCUUUCAUAGAAAUGAGGGCUGCUGGUGAGCACCCGGACCGCCAUGUGUUCCCUUCUGUGCUGAAAUCUUGCACAUUGAUGAUGGACUUGAAGUUAGGCGAGUCGCUACAUGCCUGCAUUAUAAGGCUCGGUAUGGAUUUCGAUUUGUAUACGGGCAAUGCGCUUAUGAAUAUGUACUCAAAAUUUCAGAGCUUGGGUGAGAGUGGGACACUGUCUGGUGCGCCCAAAGUGCUUGAUGGAAUGCCUGAGGAACGGGGAAAAGGCGAAGGUGAAAAUGUUGUGGUUACUGUUAGGGAAUUGAGUGGAAGAAUUGUGACUGGGGAGUUAGUAGACCAAGGACGGAUGCUAUGCUUUGACGAGAAAUCAAAGAGACAGAUGGGUGGUGGUGAGGGUUUGAAUAAUUAUAAGAAUAAUAGUAACUCGAAUCAAAGCAGUGUGAGAAAGAUAUUUGAUAUGAUGCCAAAAAAGGAUCUUGUUUCUUGGAAUACAGUGAUUGCAGGAAAUGCACAAAAUGGAAUGUAUGAAGAUGCUUUAACAAUAGUCAGAGAGAUGGGGAAUGACAACAUGAAGCCGGAUUCCUUCACUUUGUCGAGUGUCCUUCCUAUCUUUGCAGAAUAUGUGGAUGUUAUUAAGGGAAAGGAAAUACAUGGGUAUGCCAUCAGACAUGGGUUGGAUGCGGAUUUGUUCGUUGGAAGUAGCUUAAUUGACAUGUAUGCAAAGUGUACUUGCGUGGAAGAUUCAUGCCGGCUCUUCAAUCUCUUACCUUGGCACGAUGGCAUCUCAUGGAACUCUAUAAUUGCAGGGUGUGUGCAAAAUGGUCUGUUUGAUGAAGGCCUGAGAUUCUUUCGACAGAUGUUGAAGGCUAAAAUCAAGCCAAUGCAUGUUUCCUUUUCAAGUAUCAUGCCAGCUUGUGCUCACUUGACGACCCUACAUUUGGGGAAGCAGCUACAUGGAUAUAUAAUUAGGUGUGGAUUCGAUGAUAAUGUUUUUAUAGCUAGCUCCCUUGUUGACAUGUAUGCCAAAUGUGGGAACAUUAGGAUAGCUAGAUGGAUUUUUGAUAAGAUGGAGCUACAUGACAUGGUGUCAUGGACGGCCAUGAUCAUGGGAUAUGCUUUGCAUGGGCAUGCCCAUGAUGCCAUUUCCUUAUUUGAGCAGAUGGAAAUGGAGGGAGUAAAACCAAAUGAUGUGGCUUUUGUGGCUGUGUUGACUGCCUGCAGCCAUGCUGGAUUGGUAGAUGAAGCUUGGAAAUAUUUCAAUAGUAUGACUGAGGAUUUUGGAAUUGCUCCUGGCUUGGAGCACUAUGCUGCUGUUGCAGACCUUCUGAGUCGGGCAGGAAGGCUGGAUGAAGCUUUCAAGUUUAUAUCUGACAUGCAUAUAGGACCAACAGGAAGCGUAUGGUCAACACUUUUGUCAGCUUGUAGAGUUCAGAAGAAUGUUGAAUUGGCAGAAAAGGUGGCUGAGAGAAUAUUCAGGGUUGAUCCGGAAAAUAUGGGAGCUUACAUUCUAUUGUCAAACAUAUAUUCUGCUGCCAGGAGAUGGAAAGAUGUAGAGAAGUUGAGAAUCUUCAUGAGAAAUAAGGGCAUGAAAAAGAAACCAGCUUGCAGCUGGAUCGAAGUUAAGAACAAGGUGCAUGCUUUUGUGUCCGGAGAUAAAUCCCAUCCAUAUUAUGACAGAAUAAACGAGGCCCUGGAAGUUUUACUAGAGCAGAUGGAGCGAGAAGGGUAUGUUCCCAACACAAAGGAGGUGCUCCAUGAUGUUGAAGAGGAGCAGAAGAAAAACUUACUUUGUAGACACAGUGAAAGGCUCGCUAUAGCAUUCGGCAUCAUUAGCACUCCUGCGGGAACAACAAUUCGAGUAACAAAGAACAUUCGUGUCUGCAUGGACUGCCACACAGCAACCAAGUUUAUAUCAAAGAUUGUGGGGAGAGAGAUCAUUGUGAGGGAUAAUAGCCGAUUUCACCAUUUCAAGGAUGGAAAGUGCUCUUGUGGUGAUUAUUGGUGACUCGGCAUAAAGAGAUCAUGCCAUUUUGGUUGUCAGAACACAGUUUUAAGCAUGUCGAAGACAUUGAUUGCUACACAAGUUUUGAUUCCAUUGAUUGGUAUAUCUGUGAUUAGUUUUAUCAAAAACUGUUAUGAAACCUUCUUUUUUUAACAGUUUAUCAUUCGAAAAGUGGUGUUUCUAUCGUCUUGGAACAAAAGGCGCAGAUGAAAUAAAGGCUCAUCCAUGGUUCAAAGGCACUGAAUGGGACAGAUUGUAUCAAAUGAAAGCUGCAUUUAUUCCUGAGGUCAUUGAUGAGUUGGAUACUCAAAACUUCGUCAAGUUUGAAGAGGCUGAUAAGGAAAUUCAGACUUCAUCAAAAGCAGGUCCAUGGAGAAAGGUGAUGAGUCAGCCAAGGCUGCCAGUCAACCUGUUCAAGGGAGCUUUCUGACCUCUUGCCUCCCAACUAGAAGUCCCGGAGAAACAGAGUCAAUCCUAUCGAGCUACACCAAUAUUUCUAAUAACAUCAGAUGGCCACAAAAGAGUGCUUUGUUCCAUUUUGAAUGGCUUUUGUUUUAUUGCUUCCUGGAUUUGGUUGUUCUAGGGUGAAAGUUUUUGGGGGCAAAGGCCCCAAACGUGCUGAAAUGUCUACCAAAUAUUGUCUGGAAAUAUAUAUUCCUUGAUACUCUUGAUGAUA